Molecule: messenger RNA, 2704 nt
Organism: Gasterosteus aculeatus aculeatus (three-spined stickleback)
Lineage: Eukaryota; Metazoa; Chordata; Actinopteri; Perciformes; Gasterosteidae
Gene: bag4
Product: BCL2 associated athanogene 4
Biological process (GO): protein stabilization
Cellular component (GO): cytosol; membrane; nucleus
Molecular function (GO): protein-folding chaperone binding; adenyl-nucleotide exchange factor activity
Source: RefSeq, a predicted model, not a curated record
GAGUUGCGGUGCCAUUAAAAAGCAGCAGAGUAAGAGCUCCUCCGUUUUACCCUCCGUGAAAGCCACAGGACGGGAUCGCCUACGCUUUGUGGUGCCAUUGCUUCAUUUACUGAUCCCAUUCAGACCACCUCUACUUCUGUGGAAACGGUAGCAUUGUUGUUUACAGCGUGGACCAACUUGACGGCCCGCAUCAGAAACGGUAGUUUUGUUUGAGGUUUGUCUUUUUGACGAUGGCAAUCAACAGGACGGCUACCGCGGAUCGCGUUUAGCUGGUGCAUCAUCCUCAUCAAAUGCAAAAAUCCGACUGGCCCUCGACUGGUAACUCCGCAAAUACUAACGGAAACUGGAAUAACACCAUGGAUGCUCCUCAGUAUCCAGGCUACCCGUCGCACUACUGGUACCCCCAGUCUCAUUCCACGGGACACUAUGCGAAUCCCUACCCCUCGGGAUCAGACGGCCAGCCUCAGUACAAUCAACAGGUAAUGCCUGGAGGUUAUCCAAACGGCCACGGUGUCUACAGCCCGGCACAGAGUCAGUAUUCAACCAGUGGUUUCCACCCGUCCAACCCUUUCUACUGUGCUGACGCUCAAAGGCCGGCUCCGGGCUCUUAUCCCAACCAGGGCUGUCCUGCGGAGCAGAGCGGCGGGCCGUCCGGGCAGCCACACUCUCAGCACCAACAUCAUCACUACCCUGGUCCACACUGUCAAGGGGGUCCUGGAUAUCCCCCUGGGGCGUACCCUCACUACAGUGAAGGCGGUCAUGCCAUGCCAUCGAACCCCCCGUACCCCGCCGGCCAGCCUCUCCACCCGAACCCUCAGGCCGAUGCGUGGGCGCACUCUGGUGCGUAUGCCCCCACACAGCAGCAAUGGCAGGCAGGUCAGCAGCCUCCACAAAACCACUACGGAAAUCCCGUCCGUCCACCACAUCCUCCGGCUUGGCCGGGGACUGGAAGCGGAGCUCCUCCACCGUACCAGCCCAAGGAGCAACUGCACCAACGUGUUCCUCAAGUGGGACCUAAACCCAGGCCGACCCCAUCCCUGAAUCCCCCCAAUGGAAAGCCCGCUGAAAUAAGUGCACCUCCCCAAAUAUACCACAAAACCGGGAGAGGGGAACCUAAUCCUUCGCAAGGUGAGCCCCCUCCCUCGGCCCCACCCCGAGCACCAGCUCCCUCCCAUGCUGGACCUCAUCCCCUCAGCGACAACCGCGGCCUAGCUAAGGUCCAGCAGGUCAUGGCCAGAAUGCUACUGCUCCAGGAGGAUGUUGACGAGUUUGUUGGUAAAAAGUCUGACAAGAGUUACCGGUGUCUGGAGGAACUGCUGACCAAAGAGCUGCUGGAGCUGGACUCCGUGGAGACUAAGGGACAGGAUAAUGUCCGGCAAGCCCGAAAGGAGGCUGUACAGAGGAUCCAGGCCAUUCUGGACCAGCUGGAGAAGAAGGCCUUCUGAAUUGGACUUAUUUACUAGUUUGUGGGUCACAACGUCACUCUGUUUUCUUCUUCCAGAUCUUCCAUGGACACAAUAAGGGGUUGACUUCUCUUCCAUCUCUCUCUCUCUGAGCGGUUUUAUCUUAAGGUUUUUUCCAUCACCAUAAUAUACAAUGCCAUAAAUAAGUGGCAUGGGACCCGAGACCAAGGCAGAGCAAUUAUUGCUACCUGGAAUCAACCUUUUAAGGCCCAAUUAUGCUGGUAAAAGUGAUAUGAUGGUGUCAGAAGUUUAUGCUCAUGGUUGGGCACAUUAGGGACUUGCGGCAUCAGUCAGUCCCUCUGACGGCUACACGACCCGACGCUCUUGCUCGGCUUGUAUUUAUUGUAGUGCUUUUUCCAGCAUAAUGCAGGGCAGAGAUGCAGGGUGAUGGAUUCAGUGCCACAUUGCAACUGUCGGUGGUUUGUAAACUGUGAUUCAGAUUCAUGCUGUCCCUCUGGAUAGUGGGUUGGUUUCACUCUGAUCCUACAUCUUUUUUUUCAAUCUGUUUGCACGAUUUUGUCCUCACAUCCAAUAGAGGCCAUACACUUAGUAUCCCAUUGUCACUAACUUCCCCAUUUCUCUGCAGGAAAAGGUGCAAAGCUUUGCUUCCUUCAAUUGUGCUCCCAUCCGUGCAUGCACUGCAAUGUUAGACGAGCACUCAUGUUUUACAGUAAUUGGGCCUAAAACGUAGCAGAUUAGUUAAAAGAUUAAAAAAAUAAAGAUUUUUUUCCCCUGUUAUUCCAUUUUUUGGAUGAAAUUUCUUCCUGAGUGUGGAUCUAGAAUCAGACCUACAUAUGAAUGCCAUGUAUUUUACUCUAGGAACUACUGUUAUAACAGAUACAUAGGAAGUUUGAGAAUUACUUGAAAAAAAUGUUAAAUGAUGUUCUUUUCAUUCCGUCUUAAACACUUGGAGUAUAUAUGUGUGUGUGUGUGUGUGUAUGUUUAUACAUACAUAGAUACAUGACAAGAAAGUGAAUUGUAUUUUCAGAAUAAAAUAUUCCAUCAGUUGCUGUAUGUACUUUAACAUUUUCAGUAAUGUUUUGUGCUUAAUGACAAUGUUGUUCACAGCACUUGGAUCAAGUGUUUAAUUUGGACCUUGUUUCUGUCUCCUUUUUUUUUUUUUUCAACCAUUAAAAAAAAGUGCCAUAUUUCAGGGGUUGGUUUUAUAGUCAGAAAUGAAAAAAAAAUAUAAUCAAAAGCUUUGCAUGGAAUAAAAAUAAAAACACCUGCCGAUGUGUUAA